This is a messenger RNA of Portunus trituberculatus (swimming crab), 1138 nucleotides long. RefSeq names its product mitochondrial import inner membrane translocase subunit Tim29-like. NCBI's taxonomy places the organism in Eukaryota, Metazoa, Arthropoda, Malacostraca, Decapoda, Portunidae. Gene Ontology annotation, biological process: protein insertion into mitochondrial inner membrane. The transcript has 4 exons. Bases 16 to 720 code for a protein of 234 amino acids. The record is from RefSeq and is a predicted model, not a curated record. Gene Ontology annotation, cellular component: TIM22 mitochondrial import inner membrane insertion complex.
UUCUCCACUUCACUGAUGCUCAAGCAGAGAUCAAGAUUCAAGAGCGCCAUGAUGGAGGUGUGGAGGCGAGGUCUGUCUUCCUCAGCGCUCAGAUUAUCAUGGAAAUUAAGACUUCCCCGUAGAUUGAGAGGCGGUUUGCUGGAGAAAUGGGGUGACUACUGGGCCACCGUGGCGCAAGACUACAAGGAAGUGGCACUCGACACUGUGAAGGAAUCCAGGAAACACCCGCUGAAGUCAAGUGCUUACAUUUCUUUGAUAGCUGGCAUAGUGUAUGCAGUCAAAACCAACCCUGAUGAGAGAGACUACAAAGACAUGCUGCACAGAUACAUGAACGAGUCGGCCAUGUUGAGCAGCAAGGUCAGGAAUGCCAAGGUGGAUGAUCACCUCCACUACAUGGCUGACUGCUUCGACCACCACCUCUUGAGAAGGCUGAGUCUUGGAAUUUGCUCCUUUCUGUGGGUGGACAAUUACUCCAAGGAAUGUGGAGUUUUCAAGAGCCAGUGUGGAUACCUGAAGCCUCGCUACCUCACCUUCCAUAAGCGGGUGCAGGAUGUGGGCUUCCUGGGACACUGGUGGAGGACUCGACGACUCAUGGAGGAGUUUGACAUCAACCACCAGGAGCUGCCACAAGAAGCUGAUGAAUUGGGACUAAGAGACAAGCUAGAGUUAAUGUGGGAAUUUGCAAAAGGGAAAGUUUCUCAAAUCAGAAAUGUUUUGUGAGGUGAGUAGUGUAUUAAUUGUGAUCUGAACAAAAUAAUGAAAGUGUAUAUGGAUUCGACAUGGUAAGGGGGAAGGGGAUGAGUUGUGGAGUUUUGGAGAUGGUGCAAUUGAAAAGAUUAUAAUGAAUAGAUAGAAGAUAGUAAUGAAUGAAUGCUGGUGCAUAAUGCUGAGAUGAAGACAAAUGUGAGUAUUGAAUGGUAGGAAAACACAAACUUGUGUUUUCCUACCAUUCAAUAUGCACGCUGGUGCAUAAUGUGAAGGCAUCACCCAUGUUGUAUAAAGUUAAGAAUAGAGAGUUGGAAUAUGAGAAUGAGAGCAAGAAUUGUAGUGUGCUAAGACAACCAUCAAAUGGAGUCCCUUGUGUGCUAUGACCAGCUCCUCAUAGAAACUCUCAUAAAUAAAUGUACAAACUUGGAAC